AUGUUCUUCCAGUCCCACCGCCUGCUGCUUCGCACAGCCCCCGAUCUCUCCUCCAUGGCGAACCCCUCCGACUCCUCCUUGACGUCCGGUCUUUACGACGCCAUGAACAACCACACUUCGCACCCUGACUUCGGCCACCUCGUCCUGCUGGUCUUCGAGGCGGUCCUGGAGGUCGUCUGCGUCAGCUUGCCCGGCUACAUUGUCGCUCGCCAGGGCAUGUUCGACGCCAAUGCCCAAAAGUUCCUCGCCAAUCUCAACGUCCAGCUCUUUACCCCGUGUCUGAUCUUCACCAAGCUCGCCUCGCAGCUUACCGCCGACAAACUCGUCGACCUUGCCAUCAUUCCCGCCAUCUUCGUGGUUCAAACUCUCGUGUCAUGGCUUUCUGCCAUCAUCGUUUCGCGCCUGUUUGGCUUCAAGAAACAAAGGCCAAGGAACUUCAUCACCGCCAUGGCUGUCUUCGGCAACUCCAACUCGCUACCAAUCUCUCUCGUUCUUUCGCUUUCCAAGACCAUCUCAGGCCUCCACUGGCGGGAGGUUCCCGGCGACAAUGACGAAGAAGUCGGGGCGCGUGGUAUCUUGUACCUGCUGAUCUUCCAGCAGCUCGGACAGCUUGUUCGCUGGAGCUGGGGUUAUCAGGUCCUCCUCAAGCCCGCCAGCGAAUACCCCGAUGAGGAUGCGGGAAGGAAUGCAGCGCUGGAGCAGGGCGACUUGGACGACGCCAGCUCGAUUGAGCGCCGCAACCUCCUUGACGGCGUGGAGGAUGACAAUGAUGGCGAACUUCGUUCUGCAAGUCCCGUACCUGAGUCUUCCUUCGCCUCAGGUGCCAUUACACCUGUUAACGAUAACCAGCGCACCAGCGCCGAUGUCUCUCGCGCAUCGUCCACGUCAAACUUGACAAAGAGAUACGCAAGAGACGAGACCAAUGGCAAGGCCAUGGCCACGCCCACGAACGGCAACGUUGUCAGUUCCGGCCCGGGCAACCUGGCCGGCCAUGGUUCCGAAAGCGAAGAUGCGACUGAGCCCGAGCAAGAGAUCCCGGAGGGCGUCAAGGGUUGGCCGACGCGCUCGAAGAGGUGGAUGAAGCAGAAUCUGAGCUCCACGGGCAAGUGCAUGCGCACUUCAUCUUGCAAGGCUUUCCGGGCUCUUCCGCAGCCGAUUCAGACGGCACUCUCCAAGACGGGCUCCGGUGCGCGGAGGUUCAUGGACGGCGUCUGGGACUUCAUGAACCCGCCGCUCUGGGCCAUGCUGGUGGCGCUAAUUGUCGCUUCGGUCCCUUCGCUCCAACACCUCUUCUUCGACCAGGGCACAUUUGUGAACAACUCGGUCACUCGGGCGGUGAAGCAGUCGGGUGGAGUUGCGGUUCCGCUCAUUCUCGUGGUGCUUGGGGCCAACCUUGCGCGCAACACUCUGCCGGAGGCGGAUGCUCGGGAUCUCGAGGACGCCAAGGAUGAGAAGAAGCUGCUCUAUGCCUCGCUCAUCAGCCGCAUGCUUCUGCCGACCAUCAUCAUGGCGCCGUUUCUGGCGCUGCUUGCGCGGUACGCUCCGGUCAGCAUCAUCGGCGAUCCCAUCUUCAUGAUUGUCUGCUUCUUGCUCAGCGGAGCACCCAGCGCGCUGCAGUUGGCUCAGAUCUGUCAGCUCAACAACGUUUACAUGGGGUCGAUGAGCAAGCUCCUGUUCCAGAGCUACGUGGUUUGGAUUCUUCCGUCUACGCUCGUGCUCGUCAUGCUCGCGCUCGAGACGGUUGAGUGGUCGACUGGGGCAUAA
Diplodia corticola is the source of this 1764-nucleotide messenger RNA. RefSeq names its product auxin efflux carrier superfamily. Lineage: Eukaryota; Fungi; Ascomycota; Dothideomycetes; Botryosphaeriales; Botryosphaeriaceae. The transcript is spliced from 2 exons. The record is from RefSeq and is a predicted model, not a curated record. The coding region runs from base 1 to 1764 and encodes 587 amino acids. Gene Ontology annotation, cellular component: endoplasmic reticulum; membrane. Gene Ontology annotation, biological process: transmembrane transport.